GGAUUCAGGAAGCGCCGCGCUCCGGCCGCCGGCGCCGCGCUGUCCGGAGGCCCAGCAGUGCAGACGGGUCCGGGGUCAGCAUGGCGGAACCCAGCGAUGGCCCCUGCACAGGGCCCGGGGAGGUGGCGGAGCCUCCCAGCGAUGAGAGUGGCCUCCCUGGUGGAGAGGCCUUCCCCCUCUCUUCGCUGGCCAACCUGUUUGAGGGGGAAGACGGCUCCCCCUCGCCCACACCGAAUGAUGCGGGUCGCCCUGCUGGCCCAGGCGAUGGGCGACCGAACCUGCGCAUGAAGUUCCAGGGCGCCUUCCGCAAGGGGGUGCCCAACCCCAUUGACCUGCUAGAGUCCACCCUGUAUGAGUCCUCGGUGGUGCCCGGGCCCAAGAAGGCACCCAUGGACUCGCUCUUUGACUAUGGCACCUAUCGUCACCACCCCAGUGACAACAAGCGGUGGAGGAAGAAGGUCAUAGAGAAGCAGCCUCAGAGCCCCAAAGCUCCCGCGCCCCAGCCGCCCCCCAUCCUCAAAGUCUUCAACCGGCCCAUCCUCUUUGACAUCGUGUCCCGGGGCUCCACUGCCGACCUGGACGGGCUGCUCCCCUUCUUGCUGACCCACAAGAAGCGCCUGACUGACGAGGAGUUCCGGGAGCCGUCCACGGGGAAGACCUGCCUGCCCAAGGCUCUGCUGAACCUGAGCAACGGCCGCAACGACACGAUCCCCGUCCUGCUGGACAUCGCCGAGCGCACUGGCAACAUGCGCGAGUUCAUCAACUCGCCCUUCCGGGACAUCUACUACCGAGGUCAGACCGCCCUGCACAUCGCCAUCGAGCGCCGCUGCAAACACUACGUGGAGCUCCUCGUGGCCCAAGGAGCUGACGUCCACGCCCAGGCCCGGGGGCGCUUCUUCCAGCCCAAGGACGAGGGAGGGUACUUCUACUUUGGUGAGCUGCCCCUGUCACUGGCCGCCUGCACCAACCAGCCGCACAUCGUCAACUACCUGACGGAGAACCCCCACAAGAAGGCAGACAUGCGGCGGCAGGACUCGCGGGGCAACACCGUGCUGCACGCGCUGGUAGCCAUCGCCGACAACACCCGCGAGAACACCAAGUUCGUCACCAAGAUGUACGACCUGCUGCUGCUCAAGUGUGCCCGCCUCUUCCCCGACAGCAACCUGGAGGCCGUGCUCAACAACGACGGCCUCUCGCCCCUCAUGAUGGCCGCCAAGACGGGCAAGAUUGGGAUCUUCCAGCACAUCAUCCGUCGGGAGGUGACAGAUGAGGACACGAGGCACCUGUCCCGCAAGUUCAAGGACUGGGCCUACGGGCCGGUGUACUCCUCGCUGUACGACCUCUCCUCCCUGGACACGUGCGGGGAAGAGGCCUCCGUGCUGGAGAUCCUGGUGUACAACAGCAAGAUCGAGAACCGCCACGAGAUGCUAGCCGUGGAACCCAUCAAUGAACUCCUGCGAGACAAGUGGCGCAAGUUCGGGGCCGUCUCCUUCUACAUCAAUGUGGUCUCCUACCUGUGCGCCAUGGUCAUCUUUACGCUCACUGCCUACUACCAGCCGCUGGAGGGCACUCCGCCAUACCCUUACCGCACCACGGUGGACUACCUGAGGCUGGCCGGCGAGAUCAUCACGCUCUUCACCGGGGUCCUGUUCUUUUUCACCAACAUCAAAGACUUGUUCAUGAAGAAAUGCCCUGGAGUGAAUUCUCUCUUCAUCGAUGGCUCCUUCCAGCUACUCUACUUCAUCUACUCUGUGCUGGUGAUCGUCUCGGCAGCCCUCUACCUGGCAGGGAUUGAGGCCUACCUGGCCGUCAUGGUCUUUGCCUUGGUCCUGGGCUGGAUGAACGCCCUUUACUUUACCCGCGGGCUGAAGCUGACGGGGACCUAUAGCAUCAUGAUCCAGAAGAUCCUCUUCAAAGAUCUUUUCCGCUUCCUGCUGGUCUACUUGCUCUUCAUGAUCGGCUAUGCUUCAGCCCUGGUCUCCCUCCUGAACCCUUGCGCCAACAUGAAGGUGUGCAGCGAGGACCACACCAACUGCACGGUGCCCACCUACCCCUCGUGCCGCGACAGCGACACCUUCAGCACCUUCCUCCUGGACCUCUUCAAGCUGACCAUCGGCAUGGGCGACCUGGAGAUGCUGAGCAGCACCAAGUACCCCGUGGUCUUCAUCAUCCUGCUCGUCACCUACAUCAUCCUCACCUUUGUGCUGCUCCUCAACAUGCUCAUCGCCCUCAUGGGGGAGACGGUGGGCCAGGUCUCCAAGGAGAGCAAGCACAUCUGGAAGCUGCAGUGGGCCACCACCAUCCUGGACAUCGAGCGCUCCUUCCCAGUCUUCCUGAGGAAGGCCUUCCGCUCCGGCGAAAUGGUGACUGUGGGCAAGAGCUCAGACGGCACGCCGGAUCGCAGGUGGUGCUUCAGGGUGGACGAGGUGAACUGGUCUCACUGGAACCAGAACUUGGGCAUCAUUAACGAGGACCCGGGCAAGAAUGAGAACUACCAGUAUUACGGCUUCUCGCACACCGUGGGCCGCCUCCGGAGGGAUCGCUGGUCCUCGGUGGUGCCCCGUGUGGUGGAACUGAACAAGAACUCGAGCCCGGACGAGGUGGUGGUGCCCCUGGACAACGUGGGGAACCCCAGCUGCGACGGCCACCAGCGGAGUUACCCCCCCAAGUGGAGGACCGAUGACGCCCCCCUCUAGGGGCUGCAUGCAGAGUCAGGGUCUCCGGCCUGCAGCCCAGCCACACCCCCUCCACCCGCCC
Molecule: messenger RNA, 2757 nt
Organism: Ceratotherium simum simum (southern white rhinoceros)
Lineage: Eukaryota; Metazoa; Chordata; Mammalia; Perissodactyla; Rhinocerotidae
Gene: TRPV4
Product: transient receptor potential cation channel subfamily V member 4
Biological process (GO): calcium ion import across plasma membrane; actin filament organization; osmosensory signaling pathway
Cellular component (GO): plasma membrane; cilium
Molecular function (GO): calcium channel activity; protein binding
Source: RefSeq, a predicted model, not a curated record